This is a messenger RNA of Panicum virgatum (switchgrass), 992 nucleotides long. RefSeq names its product (DL)-glycerol-3-phosphatase 1, mitochondrial-like. Gene Ontology annotation, molecular function: sn-glycerol 3-phosphatase activity. The transcript is spliced from 6 exons. Bases 73 to 801 code for a protein of 242 amino acids. The record is from RefSeq and is a predicted model, not a curated record. Gene Ontology annotation, biological process: glycerol biosynthetic process. NCBI's taxonomy places the organism in Eukaryota, Viridiplantae, Streptophyta, Magnoliopsida, Poales, Poaceae.
AAUCGGCAAAUUCCCGAAACUAGCUAGCCAUCGACACCCAGAUCUCUCUCGCUCGCUCGUCGGGGCGCGCCCAUGGCAUCCGCCGGCGCCGACGAGUCGGCUGCGGCGGCGCAGCCCCGGGCCGCCAUCUCGCACGUCAUCUUCGACAUGGACGGCCUCCUCCUCGACACGGAGGGCUUCUACACGGAGGUGCAGGAGAAGAUCCUUGCGAGGUACGGCAAGGUCUUCGACUGGUCCCUCAAGGCCAAGAUGAUGGGCAAGAAGGCAAUCGAGUCUGCGCGCAUCUUCGUCGACGAGUUCGGCCUCGACGGCCAGCUCACCCCCGAGCAGUUCCUAGAGGAGCGCGAGAGCAUGCUCCAGUCGCUCUUCCCAUCCUGCACUAAGCUGCCAGGGGUACUACGUCUGGUCCAUCAUCUUCAUGCCAAUGGAAUACCAAUGGCUGUUGCAACAGGAUCCCAUAAACGUCAUUUUGCACUGAAGACACAGAACCACCAGGAGUUGUUCUCCCUGAUGCAUCAUGUUGUCAUGGGGGAUGAUCCGGAGGUGAAGGCUGGCAAGCCAUCUCCUGAUAUUUUCCUUGCUGCUAUGAGGAGGUUUGAGGGCAAUGUAGAACCCAGUAAAUGCUUGGUUUUUGAAGAUGCACCAUCAGGUGUAGCAGCAGCCAAAAAUGCUGGAAUGUCUGCUGUGAUGGUCCCAGAUCCGCGGCUUGAUGCUUCAUAUCACAAAGGAGCUGACCAAGUUCUCAGUUCGUUGUUGGACUUCAAACCCAGCGAAUGGGGCUUGCCGCCUUUCAAAGAGUAGACAAAGUCCGUAUGAUGAUUUGAAAACUCCAAGGAAUGAGAGAAUUUCAAACACUCAGCAUUGAUAAGAGAAAUUUCAUAGAAUGCUGCACAAGAUUCGGUUUGUCUUAGGCCUUAGCAGUAACAAUUUGAGCAUUCUUGUUGCCCCUCGCAUUCUGUGGCAGAAAACUACUUCAUAUGACUUCCCUUCAA